Molecule: messenger RNA, 6063 nt
Organism: Larimichthys crocea (large yellow croaker)
Lineage: Eukaryota; Metazoa; Chordata; Actinopteri; Sciaenidae
Gene: cdh5
Product: cadherin 5
Exons: 17
Coding region: 649-2985 (778 amino acids)
Biological process (GO): multicellular organism development; calcium-dependent cell-cell adhesion; cell-cell junction assembly
Cellular component (GO): catenin complex; plasma membrane; bicellular tight junction
Molecular function (GO): calcium ion binding; cadherin binding; protein phosphatase binding
Source: RefSeq, a predicted model, not a curated record
CAUUCAUCAAGUUUGCAGGAAGAAAGAAGUGAAAGUGCAAGCAGUGGAAAAGAGAGAGUAAGAGGAGGACGAGUGCACGACACAAGGGCAGUGAAGGACACGUGAGAUAAGAAGCUUCAGGAUGUUUUGUGAUGGAAAGUCAGCGGCGUCCUUCUUCACCCGCGAUCCGCUGGAAUGACUCAUGAAUCACAAAAAGGGGCCGACGGCAGCAGGACGGCGAGAGCGAGUACGCGUCGACAAAGUGACGCGAGCACGAUGAAAUGCAAGAAAUGGGCGUCGGUGACGAUCGCGGACUUCUGCAGCUGACAGGAAAAGGAGGGAGGACCAGCACCGGGCGAAGAGGACUGACCACAAUAACAGGAAGAGGAAGUGGGCAGUGACCUGCCCACAGCUGUGCUUCAACACUUUUUGACCAGUGGAUGAGGAAACCACAUCAGAGGCGAUUGGUAUUUAAAGAGAGGAACAACCUGAGGAGUCGAUAAAGGUGGAAGGACAGCUGGUUUUUGUCUGUGGAAACUCUUACUGCAUCAUCUGGUCCAGAGAAGGAUUUCUAUAAACACCUGCUGCUCUCUUCACCAGGAGAACCAGGAGCUGGUCUGAGCCGCUCUGUCACAUUCAUAAAGAAGAACUUGGACUUUCUCCUGCCUGAUGAUGGCUCGGCUCCAGCUGUGGACGACGGGGAUUUUGGUCGCUAUAGCCGUGUCCAUCUCACUCGCUGUUGCUGAAGAUUCUGGCCUUUCUGUGGUGGGAGCAGAGACUCAACACCCCGCUGAGAUUGUGAAGAAGGAGUCUCAUCCUAUCCUGUUCAGGAGGAAGAGAGCGUGGCUCUGGAACUCCAUCUAUGUGGAGGAGGAGAGAUCGUACGACGUCCCCCUCAAGAUAGGAAAGCUGAGGUCGGACAAGCCAGUGACAGUGAAGAGCUUUGAAUUAGAAGGUGAAGGAGCAAACACCAUCUUCACUGUGGAUGAGAAUGGAGACCUGUAUGUCAAAAGAACUCUGGACAGAGAGGAGAAGAGCGAGUACCAUUUGACCGCCAAGAUGUACGACGGGAACCACAAGCUGAUAGAAGACGAUGGAGAGUUUGUUGUCCAGGUCUACGAUAUCAAUGACAACGCCCCCGUUUUCCCAGGAACGUACAAUGGAUCCAUUAAUGAGAGGUCCCCAAUAGGGAGUAAAGUAGCUCAGGUGAAGGCAACAGAUGCUGAUGACCCCACCACUGCUAACGGAGAUCUGAGGUACUCUCUGAUCCAGGACUACUCUGCCUUCCAAAUCAACGACGUCACAGGUGAGAUUACCUGCAGGGUGAACACUCUGGACCGGGAAACCAGGAGUCAGUAUGUGGUGGUGGUUAAAGCUCAGGACUUGAGAGGAAGGGACACUGGCAGCACAGCCACUACCUCCGUCACCAUCAACGUCGAGGACAUCAACGACAACAUAGCGUCUUUCACGAGAAGGACGUACGAGCUGCAGGUUCCAGAGAACCACAGGUUGAAUGAGAAGAUCGACACUCUGGAGUUGGAGGACAGAGACGAGAAACAGAACAAACAGCCCAGAUUCACCAUCCCCAGUGACACGUUCUACAUCAAACUCAGCCGCAAUAACGACGGCGACGUCAUGCUCAAAAAGGAACUGGACUACGAGACAAAAAACUCGUACAGUUUCACCGUCCAGGUGCGAGAAAACCUUGCAAACCUGCGUUUUCCUGCCGACAACGUGAACAGUGCUGUCACCACGGCCCAGGUAAACAUCAAGGUGUUGGACGUGGACGAGCCGCCGUCAUUCACCCAGCCCAUCUAUCAUUUCACUGUGGAGGAGGAACGGAUGGUGACCAACAUAGGAGCGGUCACAGCCAUAGAUCCUGACGAACCCAAGAAACGCAUACGCUAUUCCAUUUUAGACGGGAACUGUCCGAUCAUCAUCAACCCAACAACGGGUCAGCUGUCCACCCGGGAGAAGCUGGACAGAGAGCUGGAGGCCACACACGUGUUUCAGGUUAAAGCUCAGGAGGAGCCAAAUGGUCUGGAGUCAUUUGUGAAAGUCAACAUCACCGUUAAGGACAUCAACGACAACAAACCUGAACUGAGCGUGGACGAGAUCUUCAUAUGUGAGAACGACCACGUCGGCACGGUGAUAGGAACCUUGAGAGCCACAGAUAAAGACGACCAACCAGCUUCGUUCACUUUCAGCCUGAACAACGAGAGCUCCAACUUCUCCAUCAGAGACUAUGGCAACAACACGGCGGACCUCGUCGUGAAGAUGGGGCCGUUCAGCAUGGACGAUCCGCAGGAUUACAGCGUGGACGUGCGCAUCAGUGACGGUGGACGACCCGUCCUGACCAGCGUCACCAAACUGGCGAUCAAGUCUUGUCGGUGUGACGCCAACCGGAUUAUCACGCAGUGCAAAGCCAGCCCGGUGACGAUGGGAGUGAGCGUCCAGGCCCUGAUCGCCAUCCUGCUCUGCAUACUGACCAUACUGGUCAUAGUGAUCCUGUUUGUGAUGAGGAAGCGUUACCAGAAGGACUCUCUGGUCAGCAUGAAGCACAGCGGCGAGAUUCACGAGCAGCUGGUCACGUACGAUGAAGAGGGGGGAGGAGAGAUGGACACCAACGGCUAUGACGUCUCAAUCCUGUCUUCCGCUUGCCACGAUGGCUCCCUCCUCCGUCGCCCGGACCACCACCCGCACCCCUCUCUCUACGCCAGGGUCACGAAAAACCCUCAACCCACCGCGUGCAAGGGCGACAUGGCCGUGAUGAUCGAGGUGAAGAAGGGCGAGGCGGAUCACGACAGAGACGGCUUCCCGUACGACACCCUGCACAUCUACGGCUACGAGGGACCCGAGUCUUUAGCCGGCAGCCUCAGCUCUCUGGACAGCUCGUCCACCGGUUCGAACUUGGAUUACGACUUCCUUAACGACUGGGGGCCGAGGUUCAGGAGCCUGGCCGAGCUGUACGGUGUGGACGGACCCGAGUACUACCAUCAGUACUGAUGGAUGAUGAUCGUCUGCUAAUUAACAUAUGCCAAAAUACACACAGCCAUAGAAAUACACUCAGCGUGGCGUAAAGAUUCACAUUCACACACACGACAAAGACAAACGGCCCAAUCCAGUCAAUCCAUUCUCUUGUCGAGUCUUCCCAGUCUGCUCACUACCAGUUAUUCAGUAAACGAGUGCUCCAUCAAACGAGGCCAAUCACGGAGCUUCUAUUGUCACGUUGCCGUUUGCCUCCUCCAAUCACACGCCGGAAAGAUUUUUACCAUGACGCCACAGGACAGAACUUCACAGACGUGCGAGAGGACUGAUUGUUGGUGACAGCGUGCAGGUGUUUUAUUUCUACCUGAGAAGAUCUUUACAUCCACCAAUCAGAUGAAACUCCACUUCAGUCUGUAGCCAAUCAUCUUGGAUAUCAUGGGUUAAUGAGUUCACUGCUGGCCAGCGAUGUUACUCACUUAUUUAAAUUCUUAACGCAGCACCAUUUUGCAUCCCCCCCUUUUAAAAAAAUAUCCAGGUAAAAGUUUAUAUCUCGUCGCUCAUUAGAACAUUUGAGAUUUAACAUGAAGUGAGGUUUUAUUUCCAUCCCGUGGGGAUGCAAAAUGGUGCAUGUCAAAGCAUUUUUGUCGUACCAUCUCGUCUCACUCGGCUCUUUUGGUAUCGUCGGCCUGUAAUCUCGUCUAACUUUGAUGUCUUGAGAAGAAGAAGGUGAUUAUCAUUUCUGAUCCGUAGUCGGUGAUUUGAUUUGUGAAUCUAAUCUAAUUAUUGUUUGAGCAGCCACGAGAGUUUUAACUCAAAGAUUUGUGAUCACAGCGAGAUGCCGGCUGUGUCUGCUACAUCCGAAACACUAAAAAAAGGGAAGUUAAACUGGAAAACUCACUCCGUUCAUCAGCCUGUCAUGUCCAGUUGGUUAUUUUGUGAUAAACCCAUUAUUGAAAGUCCAUGUUCACAGUCAUCCUCUGCUCUGAGAUAAGACAACAGGCAGACAGAGAGAAAGGAAAUGACAGUGCAGCAGCUCGGCAGCAUUACAGCGCGUUCCCAGGGUUUAUUUGACAGAACCUAUCAUCACAGUUAUUGUUGCGAUGAAAGCUCAAUUCUCGGAGGCUUACGAGAACAAAAAGUCAUCCCGACUACUCAGGAAACGCCGAGUGGCAGAAGCAGCUCUUUGGGCUCUGAGGUGGCUUCAAUAACUUUAACCUUUGUCUGUUUGGCUACUGUCCGGGCACAAACUCUCCCAUCCUGAAUCCUGGAAGCAAAAGGCACCGAGCUUGUGAAGCGAUUAAACGUUCGAUUUUUUGUUGAUUUACUGACAGUUUCAGCUCUGUUGUGAGUUGUCCCAAAUAUAUUUUGGUCAUCAGGGUUGGUUGGUGCACAGUAUAUCCGCUGACAAUGUAGAUAAACUGUUUGAUCGGCAAUCGACCAAGAACUCUUGAAGUAAUGAAGGUUAUGGAGAUAAAGAAGUGUCAUACAGGUAAAAGGAGUUCUCGUGUAGCUGGUGAUGAAACAUUUGAACAUGCUGAAGAAGACACAGCUUCAUUCUUGUGUUUUUUUAAUGUAGUUUGAUUCUAGUUGUUUAUUUGCUCUCAUAUUUAUUCUGUUUUGUCUGGACUUGAACUUGUUUCUUUAAAACUCCGGCCUGUCAUUGGAUAAACGCUGCAUACAAUAGCUGGAAGCGCUCUCAAUGCUUUCCUGUUGGGUUCAUAUAUACUUAGAGCAGCCGGUUCCUCCGACCUCACUCUCAGUCUUUCUCUCGUCGUAUCUCUGCCGCACCGUCUCAACCUCUAAUCAGCUAAACCAAACAGUGGGGGUCAACUUCCUGUCCAUCUGGGGCGUUUGCGCCCGCCCCUUCCUGUCCGUGUUAUCUCUCUCGUGAGCGCACACAUUGUGCUCGCUUCCCGUCAGCCCAGCCUGGGAAACAAUCUUGGAGAGGAAAAGGGCAGAGAAACAUGGGAUGAGGUUUAGAAGAAAGAAAAGAUGAAGAGAACAAUGCGGAGCGCUGAUGAGUUUUCCAGCUGAGCUCAAACACUUCAGAUGUGUGUGAUGAAACGCCGAGACACGGCGUUAACAUCUCUGUGCAGCAACCUUCAGAGAUCAAUACGGGUUAUGCACAACUGAUUCUUUACGUUUUGAAGGUUUGCAUCACCGAGCAGACAACGGCUGGGUCGAAGAACACAAACUCACCGUGUGUUUGUUUGCGUGUCAUCAUUUGUAUUUUGUAUGUGCAGAAAAGAAGCAGCAGCAUGUAGCAGAUGAGCUGCUCCGUUAUCUCCUUUCCUAACAGCAAUAAGUGUUCAGUAAAAAUCUGGGAGAGGGAGGACGGCAACGAUUUUAUCCAGCAGUGUUUUCUACUCGUUUAGUUCUGUUACAAAACUGUAAGUAAAAAACAAACAAACAUAUAUAUCUACUUUUACACGUCUAGAGUCAUUACUCGAUCACGUUAAUUAAAAACAUCCGAAAUAUGAAGCUUAGAUGUUCGUGGUUAGUCGAGAUUCCAUUUUUGCCAAGUUGAGUUAAUAUCGUUAAAAAAAAAGUUUUAUCUUUUCAGUCAAACCGUGAAUCACUUUGGAUCCAGACAGUGAAGAUACAUCACACAAAGAAAAUCACAUGUAUCAAUGCCGGACCUUUAAAGGAUCUAACUGCAAUUUCUACUGUGCGUCCACUGAGGGUCACUUUGAGUGAAAUGUAUAUAUGGUUGGAAAAAAAUGUGCCUAAUAGUGAUUUUUCUGUUUUGAUUAUUGUUUUUGUUAAACUUGACACAAACUCUUUAAUACUGUAAAAAAAAGUUACAUUUUUUUCUACAAAUGGAAGAGAGUCGUGUUUGUAUUAAGUGUGUGUGUGUGUGUGUGUGUGUGUGUGUGUGUGUACAAUGUUUUUCUUGUGUAAAUACAUGAAGGGAAGCAACAUGUGCCUUUAUUCUUUGAAACAAAAAAAAAAUACUGUAACUCUCUGUUUGUUUUUCUUUGGAUGGCGAACACGAUGUUUUCUAUAUUGUUUUUAUGAUGUAUAGCAAAUACUUUUUAUUACCUGACUUUUUUUUGUAAGUGUAGAAUUCAAAAUAAACACUAAAAAAAAAAAAUA